AUGGUUGUGGAUGACGGCAUGCAUGGUUUUGGUGAAGACAGCCGGGCGGUUCCUGUGGCGACGAUGCCGCCGAUGCCGAACUCGCCCGGGCCCCUAGCUUCACCUUCGAUCCCAAUGCCGCCAGAGCCUACUGAUCAGCCGGUAGGCGGCGGGCUGUGGAAGAGAUCCAAGUCUCAGCGGCGGACGCGGACGAUCAAGGAGCUAAUCGAUGGCUGGUGGGAUCUUGGGUUGCUGGAGGCGCAGAAGAGACAGACCAUGUUGGCGAAUAAGGGUCUUGCUACGGCUCCGAGCAAAAAAGACUGA
Messenger RNA from Verticillium alfalfae VaMs.102, 303 nucleotides. RefSeq lists its product as hypothetical. The record is from RefSeq and is a predicted model, not a curated record. The coding region runs from base 1 to 303 and encodes 100 amino acids. The transcript has a single exon. Lineage: Eukaryota; Fungi; Ascomycota; Sordariomycetes; Glomerellales; Plectosphaerellaceae.